Messenger RNA from Sarcophilus harrisii (Tasmanian devil), 1229 nucleotides. RefSeq names its product MYC associated factor X (gene MAX). NCBI's taxonomy places the organism in Eukaryota, Metazoa, Chordata, Mammalia, Dasyuromorphia, Dasyuridae. Gene Ontology annotation, biological process: positive regulation of transcription by RNA polymerase II. Gene Ontology annotation, molecular function: protein dimerization activity; DNA-binding transcription factor activity. Gene Ontology annotation, cellular component: RNA polymerase II transcription regulator complex. The record is from RefSeq and is a predicted model, not a curated record. Bases 268 to 756 code for a protein of 162 amino acids. The transcript is spliced from 5 exons.
GCCGCCGUUGAUCCGGUGCUGCAGUGAGGAGGUGGUUCUAGCCUUGUUGUGUGUGUGUGUGAGAGUGAGUGAGUGAGUGUGUGUGUGUAUGUGUGUAUGUGUGUGUGAGUGUAUGUGUGAGUGAGGGAGUGAGUGAGGGAGUGAGUGAGGGAGCGAGCGAGCGAGCGUGUGCGGCCCGGCUUGUUGUUGUCCCUGACUUCCCCCUCCCCUCUACCCCUCCCCCUUUCCCAGCCGCCGCUGCAGUGGCCGCUCCCUGGGCCGUAGGAAAUGAGCGAUAACGAUGACAUCGAGGUGGAGAGCGACGAAGAGCAACCGAGGUUUCAAUCUGCGGCUGACAAACGAGCUCAUCAUAAUGCACUGGAGCGAAAACGCAGGGACCACAUCAAAGAUAGCUUUCACAGUUUGCGGGACUCUGUCCCAUCACUCCAAGGAGAGAAGCAACAGGCAUCCCGGGCCCAAAUCUUAGAUAAAGCCACAGAGUACAUCCAGUAUAUGAGAAGGAAAAACCACACACACCAGCAGGAUAUUGAUGACCUCAAGCGGCAGAAUGCUCUACUGGAGCAGCAAGUCCGUGCACUGGAGAAAGCGAGGUCAAGUGCCCAACUGCAGACCAACUAUUCUUCUUCAGACAGCAGCCUCUAUACCAAUGCCAAGGGCAGCACCAUCUCUGCCUUCGAUGGGGGCUCUGAUUCCAGCUCUGAGUCAGAGCCUGAAGAGCCCCAAAGCAGAAAGAAACUCCGGAUGGAGGCCAGCUAAACAGAGCAGGCCAGCAAUAAGAACUGUCUGUCUCCUCCAUCGUCUCCUCUCCCAGUUCAUCGUUAGACCCCUUCAAGCUGUUUUAAAGACUCUUUAUUUUCUUUUCUUUUUUAAAAAAGUAGAAGCUCUUGGACUGCAGCUUUCAUCUUCUGCCUUUUCCCUUCAGCAACCUUCCCUUACCAUGAAUUUUUAAACCAAAACAUCCCAACUUGGCAGCUUUUUCUGUGGAGGACAGACGGACACACCUCUGAGCACAUGCUGCCCCUGACCUCCCCAGCCAGCUCCUCCCACCUUGUGGGCAUCAUUGCCCAGGUGAUUUCUCUGCUCACAGGUCUCCCUUUCCUCUUCCCUACGUCUUCUUUGUCCCUCCUCCCCCCCCCAUUUGAUACACUUUGUGAAUCUGUGAACUGCUCAACUUUUAGAAGAUGACCUGUUUGGAAUAAUCAGAAUUACCCAGAAUUUUUUUUUUUUUU